Bubalus bubalis (water buffalo) is the source of this 2480-nucleotide messenger RNA. It is a transcript of the gene SIGLEC11, whose product is annotated as sialic acid binding Ig like lectin 11. NCBI's taxonomy places the organism in Eukaryota, Metazoa, Chordata, Mammalia, Artiodactyla, Bovidae. Gene Ontology annotation, molecular function: sialic acid binding. Gene Ontology annotation, biological process: cell adhesion. The record is from RefSeq and is a predicted model, not a curated record. Gene Ontology annotation, cellular component: plasma membrane. The transcript has 9 exons. Bases 27 to 1880 code for a protein of 617 amino acids.
GAGCUUCCUCUUUUGCUCAUUUGUGGAUGGUCACUCUCCCUGUCCUGUUGGAGCUUCCUUCACGGACAGAGAAGCAGCUCAGAAACUGGACUGCCCUGGGAACUCCUGGCCCCUUGGACAUGGAGAGGCUGCUGCUGCUGCCCCUGCUGUGGGCGGGGUCCCUGGAGAAGGAAUCACUAUACCAGCUGCAAGUGCAGGGAUCGGUGACAGUGCAGGAGGGUCUGUGCGUCUCUGUGCCCUGUAACGUCUCCUAUCCCCAGCUUGGCUGGGCCAAGUCCACACGCGUUUACGGCGCAUGGUUCCGGAAAGAGGAUAGACUCCACGAGGACGUUCUUGUGGCCACAGACAACUCAGCCCGGGGUGGGAAGAAGAAGAGAAAUAUCUCAUUCCACCUCCUUGGGGACCCCAGGGCCAACAACUGCUCCCUGGGCAUCGCAGAGGCCCGCAAGAGGGACAGUGGAAACUAUUAUUUUCAGCUGAUAAGAGAAGCUGCAGAACACAGUUACAAGAAUAACCAGCUCACUGUGAACGUGAUCGCACGAACAUGGACCCCCAAUGUCCACAUCGAGGAGCCCCUGGAGUCCGGCUCCAGCAGCCACCUCAAAUGCUCCCUGCCUGAGGCCUGUGACUGGGCCACGCCCCCCACCAUCUCCUGGACCGGGGCUGCCCUCAGACCCCUGGGACUGGACUCCAAGGAGGACUAUAACUCCUCGGAGAUCCUGCUCACCCCCCGCCCGCAGGAUCACGGGACGAGCCUCACCUGUCGGGUAACCUUCCGCAGGGCUUCUGUGAGCGCGGAGAGGACCGUCACACUCAAUGUGUCCUAUCCUCCCCAGAAGCUGACCAUCAGUGUCUCCGGAGGAAUUGGCACAGAGCUGAAACACCUGGGGAACGGCUCAUCUCUUCCUGUUCUGGAAGGAGACUCUCUGCGCCUGGCCUGCAACACCGACAGCAACCCCCCGGCCACACUGAGCUGGUCCCGGGGGAGCCGGACCCUGAGCCCCUCACAUCCUUCAAGCCCUGGGGUCCUGUACCUGCCCCGAGUGGAGUCGGGCCACGAAGGCGAACUCACCUGCCGAGCUCAGCACCCUCGGGGCUCCCUGUGGAUCUCCGUGCAUCUCUCUGUGCAGACACCCCCGCAGCUGCUGGGCCCCUCCUGCUCCCAGGAGGACGAGGGUCUGCGUUGCAGCUGCUCCUCCCGAGCCCGACCAGCCCCCUCUCUGCGCUGGCGGCUGGGCGAGGGGCUGCUGGAGGGGGAGCUCAGCAACACCAGCAACGCCUCCUUCGAGGUCGCCUCCAGCUCCGCCGGGCCUUGGACCAAUGGCUCCCUGAGCCUCCGCGAGGGGCUCAGCUCCGGCCUCAGCCUCAGCUGCGAGGCCCUGAACGUCCACGGGGCCCAGAGCGGGUCUGUCCUGCUGCUGCCAGGGAAGCCCAGGCUUGGAGGGGAAUUUUUUCUGGGGGCCAUUGGGGGAGCUGGCGCCGCUGGCCUGCUCAGUCUCUGCUCCUGCCUCAUCUUCUUCAGAGUGAAGACCUGCAGGAAGGCAGCCCGUGAGAAGGAUGAACCUUGCACACUGGGUCCCACCUCCCAGGGUUACCAGGAUGAGUGUCCUUCAGGCAGCCCCCUGGACUACCCGCCCCCAGCCGUGGCCGCCCCCCUCUCAGGGGAGGAUCAGGAGCUUCAUUACGCCUCCCUCAGUUUCCUUGAGCUGAGGCCCUGGGAGCCUCGGGACCAGGCUGCCACCAGCACCACUGAAUAUGCAGAGGUCAAGAUCCUAAAUGACGACCCCGCCUCCCGGCCCCGCCUCCCGCAACCUUCUGCACCCUGCGGCUGGGGCACCUGGGGCUUCUCAGGGAAGAGAGACAUCAGGGACGAUGCCUGAGAGAACAGUUUUCCAUGCACACGGGCUACCAGCUAGCGUAUGCGAGUCCCGCUGGUGGCGUGAUGGGCAGAACUGGGCUCACGUUUCAGACCCGUCACCAAACAUGCGUGUGAGUUUGAGCGAGUCACCUUCUCCCUUCUCAGUCUCCUGCUCUGUAAAAUGGACACCACAAACCUAACUCACAGGGUUGUCGUGGGGCGUCAAGGCAGUAAUUAACGUAUAUAGUGUCCCACGGGGGUGAAUGUGCAAAGGGCAUCUCACCCAAGCUUAAACCUCUUCCCAAGACAACCUGCUGGGAUAAAGGUCUGGCAUGCUGGGCCAAAUGGGGACCACUCUGCAGGGCUAUCUAGCUCCAGAGGUGCCUCCCCCUGCCCCCAAGGCUGAGCAGAGGUUGUCAUUAGGCAGGAUCACAUCCUUAGGCUCCACGUAGCCAGUCCCCCCUUCCCUUCCACCGGGACUCACCCCUGGGGCACUUUCUGCGAACACACUGCAAACUGGUCUUUCUCUGAGCCUGCUUCCUGGAAACCCAACUUGUCUAUUUUCUCAGACACAAAAAUCAUUCACUGAUUAUCUGAAAUAAAUGACAAGGGUACUUUUUAA